CCGCAGCUCUGGUGGGUACAGUUUGGGCUUCUGAUUUCUGAUUUUUAGCACUGACAAAAUUUUCAAAAGCCAAAUCCAUUACGCUCCACAGAUAGAGUGAGAGAGGACUCCGAUUUUGACCGCCAUUGAUACGAAGCUUUCUCACUCUGCCCAACCUCCUGCCACCCUGGGAAAAGAAAAACCUGAAAAAAAGGAAGAGGAGGAGGAGGAAAAGAGAAUAAAGUUUUGUUCUACAACUGCUUUCUCAUCUCAUCAAUCAACAUUGACUCCAUAAUUUUUUGAAUUUUGAGUUAAUUCCCACAUUUCUCAAUUUUUUUAUGGAGCCCGAACUCGAACCACCUCAGCUGCAAUUUAGAUCCGCUGAAAUGGGGUGCGCGUUCGACGACUUUCACGGACUCAUCUCCACUCCACAGGUCACCGGUGGCAGCUCCUUCACGGCGCUGCUCGAGCUUGCCCCGCCGCAAGCGGUGGAGCUCCUGGUCACGGAAGAUUUUCCGGCUAAACAACCUCCGCCGCCGCCAAUUUUUCCUACUGAUAUCGGUCUCAUCCACCGCGCCUCAAAGUUCUCCGUCUUUGCUUCGGCUGAUAAUUCUAUGGAGAGCAAUACGAUUCUCUCGGUCUCAAACUCGAUUCCGGUGAAGCAGGAGGAGCUGGACGCCGACUCCCGCCGAAAUUCCUCUUCUCCGGCGGGUUCGGAUCAGAGUCUCAAGUCCGGCAAGCGAAAGGAGAGGGAGAAAAAGUUGAAAGAAUCGAAUAAAAAGAGCAAAAGUAAGGCAGCAAACGACGACGGCGAGGAGCUGCCUUACGUUCACGUCAGAGCUCGCCGCGGCCAAGCCACGGACAGCCAUAGCUUAGCUGAAAGAGCAAGGAGGGAGAAGAUUAAUGCCAGAAUGAAGCUGUUACAGGAGCUAGUACCCGGAUGCAACAAGAUUUCAGGAACUGCAAUGGUGUUGGAUGAGAUAAUUAAUCAUGUCCAAGCUCUUCAACGCCAAGUGGAGUUUUUAUCCAUGAGGCUUGCUGCUGUUAGCCCAGGAAUUGAUUUUGACCUCGAUUCCCUAUUCACUGUGAAUGGAUCUUCAAACGAUAACAGCUACAGUGGCAUUUUCGCUCCACCCAUCUGCACUGAGGGACAACUCGAUGGGGCCAGACAAUUACAGCUCCAACAGCUGUGGCAUUGUGAUGAGCUUCAUCAGUCUGUCUGGGCCAGAGAAACUGACACCUCUAAUUUCAUUGCUCCUGCAAAUUCUCUAUUGAGUUACGACUCUACCUCCGCGAAUUCAGGUAAACAAGUUGCUCCACGAUGUACCACUUCUUAGAGACUCUAAUUCUUAAGAUGAACUUGUGAGUUUUUACCUUGUUGUGACCCCACAGCCUUCUAAGCAGUCCAGCCACCUGAAAAUGGAGCUGUGAAUUAUGCGAGGAUGUGGUUUGUAUAUAUAUGUGGAGGUAUUGUAAUUUAGUAGAUAUAUAGUUGAGAAAUAUAGUUAAGAUCUCAGCAGCAUCAAGCUUGGAUUACUAAGUAAGAAUUCUAGUUUUAUGUUAUACUAGUAGAUAAGAAGGCCAUUGCUACUAACUGAAAAAAGUCAUCACAUUUAUGAGGUGCUUCAUUUAAUGAGAAUAUUUCAACUUAUUACA
Messenger RNA from Salvia hispanica, 1635 nucleotides. RefSeq names its product transcription factor bHLH48-like. Gene Ontology annotation, cellular component: nucleus. The record is from RefSeq and is a predicted model, not a curated record. Gene Ontology annotation, molecular function: protein dimerization activity; DNA-binding transcription factor activity. Gene Ontology annotation, biological process: regulation of DNA-templated transcription. Lineage: Eukaryota; Viridiplantae; Streptophyta; Magnoliopsida; Lamiales; Lamiaceae.